Nannospalax galili (Upper Galilee mountains blind mole rat) is the source of this 1951-nucleotide messenger RNA. RefSeq names its product cytosolic beta-glucosidase. The record is from RefSeq and is a predicted model, not a curated record. The transcript has 5 exons. The coding region runs from base 21 to 1427 and encodes 468 amino acids. Gene Ontology annotation, molecular function: hydrolase activity, hydrolyzing O-glycosyl compounds. Gene Ontology annotation, biological process: carbohydrate metabolic process. NCBI's taxonomy places the organism in Eukaryota, Metazoa, Chordata, Mammalia, Rodentia, Spalacidae.
GAGGCUCAGCUUCUGCAGCCAUGGCUUUUCCCGCUGGGUUCGGAUGGGGAGCAGGUACUGCGGCCUAUCAAGUGGAAGGAGGCUGGGAUGCAGAUGGAAGAGGCCCUUGUGUCUGGGACACAUUCACCCAUCAGGGAGGAGAGAGAGUUUUCAACAACCAGACUGGUGAUGUAGCUUGUAGCAGCUACACUCUGUGGGGGGAAGAUCUGAAAUGUAUCAAACAGCUUGGAUUGACUCAUUACCGCUUCUCUCUUUCCUGGUCACGUCUGUUACCUGAUGGGACGACAGGUUUCAUCAACCAGAAAGGAAUUGACUAUUACAACAGGAUCAUUGAUGAUUUGUUAACGAAUGGGAUUACACCCGUAGUGGCUAUCUAUCACUUCGAUUUGCCUCAGGCUUUAGAAGACCAAGGAGGCUGGCUGUCAGAAGCAAUCAUUGAGACCUUUGACAACUAUGCUCAGUUUUGCUUUAGGACCUUUGGAGAUCGAGUGAAGCAGUGGCUCACCAUGAACGAGCCCAAUAUUCUUGCUCUGUUGUCCUAUGACAUGGGAAUCUUUGCUCCUGGUGUGCCUCACAUUGGGACUGGAGGUUAUCAGGCAGCUCAUAAUUUGAUUAGGGCACAUGCCCGAUCCUGGCACAGCUAUGAUUCUUUAUUCCGAAAAGAACAGAAAGGCAUGGUGUCCCUAUCGUUAUUUGCUUCCUGGUUGGAACCAGCAGAUCCCAACUCAGUGCUGGACCAGGAAGCUACUAAGAGAGCCAUCAAUUUCCAGUUGGAUUUCUUUGCUAAACCUAUAUUCAUCGAUGGUGAUUAUCCUGAAAUUGUCAAGUCCCAGAUUGCCUCCAUGAGUGAAAAACAAGGCUAUUCAUCAUCAAGGCUUCCAGAAUUCACAGAAGAAGAGAAAAAAAUGAUCAAAGGCACCGCCGACUUCUUUGCGGUGCAAUAUUAUACAACUCGCUUAGCCAAGCACCGGCAGAGUAGCAACGAGCUCAGCUUUCUUCAGGAUGUGGAGAUUGAAUACUUUCCUCAUCCAUCCUGGAAAAAUGUGGGUUGGAUCUAUGUGGUGCCAUGGGGAAUACGUAAACUACUGAAAUACAUUAAGGAUACGUAUAAUAACCCUGUAAUUUACAUCACCGAGAAUGGGUUUCCCCAGAGUGACCCCCCAUCUUUUGAUGACACUCAGCGCUGGGAGUAUUUCAAACAGACAUUUCAGGAACUAUUCAAAGCUAUCCAUGUUGAUAAAGUCAACCUUCAACUAUACUGCGUGUGGUCUCUUUUGGAUAACUUUGAGUGGAACAAUGGUUACAGCAGACGGUUUGGCCUCUUCCACGUUGAUUUUGAAGACCCUGCAAGACCCCGAGUUCCUUACAAGUCAGCCAAGGAGUAUGCCAGAGUCAUCAGAAACAAUGGCCUGGCGGGACCACUGUAAAGAAAGCAACUGGGACUCAUCCUCUGCAGAAGCCUUGGCUGCUGGAAGGACAUCUGCUUUGGUGAUGCUGUCACAAACAUCAAGUUGCCUCUGCACUAGAUGGUUCGUGAUACAAAUUCUGAAGUCUGGGGAUAAACUAAAUGAUAGCGUCUACUUUAUUUGAUCAAUAAAGUUUUUAGACAGUGGGAUAGAGAACCACUUAAAAUGAUUUUCAUAUUACAAAAUUAGAUAAAUUUGAAAACUUCAAUUUAAAUAUCUAGAAUUUUUUUCUUCGGAAAACAAUGUCAAGUUUCCAAAGCUAAAAAGCUGCUGAUUUUCAGCUCUCACAGCAGAUCUCUUAUCGAAGGUUGUAUAGGUGUGCACCUGCUUACUCUGGGGACUUAGCUACUGUUGCUUAGUAGAUCUGUUAGUGUUUGAUCUAUAGUUUCCACUAUUUAAUCUAGCAUUAAAUAUCAAAGUUAAAAUCAUGUAUUCUAUUCAACAAAUGAAGUGAUGAUGUAUUUACUAAAAUGUAUCUGAUAAUA